Molecule: messenger RNA, 3281 nt
Organism: Vombatus ursinus (common wombat)
Lineage: Eukaryota; Metazoa; Chordata; Mammalia; Diprotodontia; Vombatidae
Gene: IWS1
Product: IWS1, SUPT6H interacting protein
Exons: 15
Coding region: 12-3032 (1006 amino acids)
Biological process (GO): poly(A)+ mRNA export from nucleus
Cellular component (GO): nucleus
Source: RefSeq, a predicted model, not a curated record
AGGCCCCGGGGAUGGCAGGGGCUGGAGAGGGGGCGAAGGGCAGGCUCCCCGGGGAACUUCCUGUGCUGCCCUGGGGAGGGUCUUCAUCCAGGUUUGGGCCCAUCCUCGGGGCCUCCGAACAACCCUGGGAGAAAAGAGGAGAUUCUGGCGGAGCAGGGAGCGGAGAUCGCGCCCCCGGGCUCGGGACAGUGGCCGGCACACAGUCGGCGCCUAAUGGAUGCUUGCUGACCGACCGACCGUUGUUUGCCUACGAGCAGUGUCCCGGGCCUGCGACUCACCGAGCUUGCAACUCUUCUUGCCACCGAGAUCCUCAGAUGGCCUGCAGAGUCGAUGAUGGUGGAGCUACCCCAGUACAGGAUGAACGGGAUUCAGGGUCAGACGUUGAAGAUGAUGUAAUUGAGCAGCACUCUGGAUCAGACAAUGGAAGUUUAGAGCAUCAUUCAGAGAAUGAUCAUAGUGAUAGAGAAGAUGAUGGACGUAUUAAAAGACAUCAUAUGACAGACUCAGAAAAUGAGGACCUUACAAAUCACAAUGUUAGUGACUCUGAAAAUGAGGAGCUUCAUAGGCAUAAGUAUAGUGACUCUGACACCGAAGACCAGCCAGACCCUCCAGUAAGUGACUCUGAAAAUGAGGACCUGAAUCAUCCCACAAGUGACUCUGAAAACGACGAGCCCCAGAAGCUGCCUGCUAGUGACUCUGAAAAUGACGAACCUCUCAAUGGGCAUGCAAGUGACUCAGAAAAUGAGUAUGCUCCUAAGCUUCCCGCCAGUGACUCUGAGAAUGAGGAAUUUCAAAAAGGUAUUGAUAGCGAUUCAGAUGUUGAAGAGCCCCAGAAAGGUCCUGCCAGUGACUCGGAAGCUGAUGAGUCCCAGAAAGGUCCUGCUAGCGACUCAGAAGCUGAUGAAUCCCGGAAAGGUCCUGCCAGUGACUCGGAAGCUGAUGAGCCCAGGAAAGGUCCUGCUAGCGACUCGGAAGCUGAUGAAUCCCGGAAAGGUCCUGCCAGUGACUCGGAAGCUGAUGAGCCCAGGAAAGGUCUUGCCAGUGACUCGGAAGCUGAUGAAUCCCGAAAAGGUGGUGCCAGUGACUCCGAAGCUGAUGAGCCCAGGAAAGGUCUUGCCAGUGACUCGGAAGCUGAUGAAUCCCGAAAAGGUGGUGCCAGUGACUCCGAAGCUGAUGAGCCCAGGAAAGUUCUUGCUAGUGACUCAGAAACUGAUGAACCCAGGAAAGGUCCCAUCAGUGAUUCAGAUGCUGAAGAGCCCAGGAAAGGUCCAGCCAGUGACUCGGAAGUUGAUGAGCCCAGGAAAGAUCCUGCCAGUGAUUCAGAAGCUGAAGAGCCCCCAAAAGGGCCUGCCAGCGACUCAGAAGCUGAUGAGCCCCAAAAGGGCCAUGCCAGUGACUCUGAAGCUGAGGAUGCCCCUAAACUUGCCAGUGAUUCUGAAAAUGAGGAGGCCCCAAAACGCCAGCGAAGUGACUCUGAAAGUGAGGGGCUUCAGAAGGCUCAUGCCAGUGAUUCCGAAAAUGAAAAUUCCUCUAGACAAAAACAGAAGAUUGAAUCAGAUGAUAGUGACAGAGAGAACAGGCGGGAUAAAGGGAAAUUACAGAAUGACUCUCUGCAUUCAGGUAGCCAUCCAGAGGAGAAAAUAUUUCACAGCUCUGACAGUGAGGAUGAAGCACCUAAAAGGCAGAAAAUGGAUAGUGAUGAGGAUGAAGAGAAGGAAGAAGAGAAAGUAGUAAAGAGGAAAGCUGCUAUCCUUUCUGAUAGUGAAGAUGAAGAGAAAGCACCUGCAAAGAAGGGGCGCAUCGUCUCUGAUGCAGAUGACUCUGACAGUGAUGCUGCUUCUGAAAAAUCUGCCAAAAGACAGAAAAAAACUGUAGCAUCAGAGAGUGAAGAAGAUGACGCUGGGAAGGAAGAGACUGGCAAGAAAAGUGAAGAGAAAGAUCUGUUUGGGAGUGACAGUGAUUCAGGAAAUGAAGAGGAGAACUUGAUAGCAGAUAUAUUUGGAGAAUCUGGUGAUGAAGAGGAAGAAGAAUUUACUGGUUUUAACCAAGAAGAUUUGGAAGAAGAGAAAAGUGAAACACAAGUUAAAGAGGCAGCAGAUGAUUCAGAUUCUGACGAUAACAUAAAAAGAGGAAAACAUAUGGACUUCAUGUCAGAUUUUGAGAUGAUGCUGCAGCGUAAGAAGAGCAUGAGUGGAAAACGCAGGCGAAAUCGUGAUGGUGGAACUUUUAUUAGUGAUGCAGAUGAUGUAGUUAGUGCCAUGAUCGUUAAGAUGAAUGAAGCAGCUGAGGAAGAUAGGCAACUGAACAAUCAAAAAAAGCCAGCACUGAAGAAACUGACUUUGCUACCUACUGUAGUUAUGCACCUUAAAAAGCAGGACCUUAAAGAAACUUUUAUUGAUAGUGGUGUAAUGUCUGCCAUCAAAGAAUGGCUUUCACCUCUACCAGAUAGGAGUUUGCCAGCACUGAAGAUUCGGGAGGAACUUCUAAAGAUCCUACAAGAGCUACCUAGUGUGAGUCAGGAGACUCUGAAGCACAGUGGUAUUGGACGGGCAGUGAUGUAUCUUUAUAAGCAUCCCAAGGAGUCCAGACCCAACAAAGACAUGGCAGGGAAAUUGAUCAAUGAGUGGUCUCGACCUAUCUUCGGCCUCACCUCCAACUACAAAGGGAUGACCAGAGAGGAGAGAGAGCAGAGAGAUUUGGAACAAAUGCCUCAGCGUAGGCGAAUGAACAGUGCUGGUGGUCAGACACCACGAAGAGAUCUGGAAAAGGUGUUGACAGGAGAGGAAAAAGCUCUUAGACCUGGAGACCCUGGCUUCUGUGCUCGUGCCAGAGUACCAAUGCCCUCCAACAAGGACUAUGUUGUCAGACCCAAGUGGAAUGUGGAAGUGGAAUCAUCAAGGUUUCAGGGGACUUCUAAGAAAGGAAUCAGUCGAUUGGAUAAACAGAUGCGGAAAUUCACAGAUAUACGGAAAAAAAGCAGAUCUGCUCAUGCAGUGAAAAUCAGCAUUGAAGGCAAUAAAAUGCCUUUGUGACCUUGCUGAUGUUCUGUCAUCUCUACUGUAAGAAAUGCACCAUUGGACUCUUGGGAAAGGAUGACAUUUUAAAUUUUUUUAGUGUAUCUGUAAAUUGUUGGUUCAACUUCUGUAUCAUGUCCUUGGACUGAGACUCCAAAGGCUUCUCUCCCAAUUGUAUUUAAACUGUUCUGUUGUGUACUUUGUACAGAUGAUAUUCGUUGUACUGCUUCAGACUUUAGACAAUAAAUACCCAUCUUGUUUUGGGAA